CUGAAGUAAACUUAAGAAGGCUUGCUGAUAGGUCUGACGGAGGUGUUCCGAAAUAAACUGGCGGUACUAGUUUCCUCAUCUUGAACAAAAGAUUUCAAAUCGUAAGUCGCAAAAGCGGACAGAAGGGAGCGUGAUUUCGGGCUCAACAAACGGCAGGUUUCCGUUGGGGGAAGACACCUAACCUAACAUUACUGUACCCGACUAGGAAGGAAGGAGGAAACGCGGUGCCGGGACCAUCGCUAAAAUGGCCAACUCGUUAGCGAACGUGACCGUGUCGAGCAUCUUGAAGAACAAAAGUUCUUUCGAGGACGAGCCGCGGAAGAAGAGCCGGGAGGAUUGGCGCAAAGCAAAGGAACUCGAGGAGGCGAGGAAGGCUGGCACGGCUCCGGCUGCUGUCGAUGAAGAGGGAAAGGAUAUUAACCCGCACAUACCUCAAUACAUCAGCGCGACGCCAUGGUACUUCGGCGCCCAGGGACCCACCUUGAAGCAUCAGCGUCCGCAGUCCGAGAAGCAGAAGCAGUACAGCUCCAUAAACUCGUGGUACAACCGUGGAGUGGAUAAUUCGAAAGCGGUGGGCAAGUAUCGCAAGAAUGCCUGCGAGAACUGCGGCGCGAUAACGCACAAGAGGAAGGAGUGCAUGGAAAGGCCGCGCAGAGUCGGCGCCAAGUACACAAAUUCCAAGAUAGCCCCCGACGAGUUCACCCAGCCUGAGCUGUCUAUGGAUUACGACGGCAAGAGAGACAGAUGGGCUGGAUACGAUCCGUCCGAGCAUCGAGCCAUAGUGGAGGAAUACCAGAAGGUCGAGGAGGCGAAGAGGCAGAUGCGGGCGGAGAAGCUGAAUGCUGAGGAGAACGAUGAGCAGGACUCGGAUAAGGACGAGGACAAGUACGUGGACGAGGUGGAUAUGCCGGGCACCAAGGUGGACUCGAAGCAGCGUAUCACGGUGAGAAAUCUCCGCAUACGAGAGGACACCGCGAAGUAUCUGCGCAAUCUCGACCCGAAUUCGGCGUAUUACGAUCCCAAGACCAGGUCGAUGCGGGAUAAUCCCUAUGUCGGCACCGAGCGCGAGGUCGAUUACAAGGGUGAGAAUUUCGUGCGUUUCUCCGGCGACACGCAGCAACACGCGAACGCGCAGCUGUUCGCCUGGGAGGCGCACGAGAAAGGGGUCGACGUGCAUUUGCUCGCCGAGCCGACGAAGCUGGAGCUGUUGAAGCAGGAAUACGACAAGAAGCGGGACGAGUUGAAGGACAAGGCGCGGGACAGUAUAAUCGAGUGGUACGGCGGGGAGGAGCACCUCGAGGCGCCGCCGAAGACGUUGCUGUUGGCACAGACCGAGCAUUAUGUCGAGUAUUCGAGGUACGGUAAGGUAGUCAAGGGUCAGGACAGGCAGGUGAUACGAUCCAAGUACGAGGAGGACGUCUACCCGAACAACCACACGUCGGUGUGGGGCUCUUACUGGCAGGACGGCAAAUGGGGUUAUCAAUGCUGUUAUUCCUUCAUCAAAAAUUCCUACUGCACCGGGGAGUCCGGGAAGAAAUCGGCCGAGGCUGCGAUCAGUAAUGCGCAAGAUAAAGUAUCAAUUGCGAGCGUCGAAACAGAGGAGCUGGAGAGCAACGAGUCCCGACGACUGUCGGAUACCGCAGGCAAGGACCGUUCUUCGAGCAGUGAGUCCUCGUCCGACGACGACGACGACGAAGAUACGAAGAACAAGAUUGAGAGGCAGAGCAAGGCGGCUAAACGGAGAUUGAAGAAACAAAAGAGGAAGGAGAGUCGUAAGAACAGAAGGAAGAUUGAGAAACAGGAGGAUAAGCUGAAGGAGGCGUUGAGAAUGGAGGAGGAAUAUGCGAAGGAGGCGGACAAAUUGUUGAGGAUGGACGAGAGGAAACGUCCGUAUAACAGCAUAUACGAGGCGAAGGAGCCGACGAACGAAGAGAUAGAAGCGUAUCAGAUGAAGCGGAAACGCGAUGAGGAUCCGAUGGCUAAUUUUCUGUAAAAGUUAUCACCACCGUAUUGUUCGCAACGUUGUGAAUUAACGUUGCAUAUAUUUGUACAGUGAAUUAAUCAAGCGUAACAUUAAGCGAUCGGGUGUGUUUAAGAGAGAAAUAAUAAAUAAUGCACUGAAUAUUAACGUUAGGUUAUCAUAAUCUUAAUAUUUAAAUGAAAUGUAAGUAAAGAGAAAUAUAAAUAUUAGUCUUGAGUUAAACUUGAAACUUUGUGAUUGGUGUAUAUAUCUUUAACCAAGAUGAAUCGACUUAGUGUUCAUGAAAGAUUAAAGCAGCUAAUUUCAAUUUUGACACGCUCUCUAUUUUAUUGGUUGUUAUAAGUGAUUCUCAGCGUUGCUACUUGAUCUCCUUCACUUCUAGUAAUCAAAUCUAAUUCUCAAAGAUCCCCGACUAAGACUUUUCUAAUUGCCUAUUCUGAGUUAUUCAAACAUAAAGCAAUAUUCUGAUUGGUUCCCUCUUAAUUUCAACUUUCGUCUACAUCUACGGCAAUUUGUGCAGUACGACGGUCCUCGACAUGACAGUUUUUUGAUCCAAGUAUAGUUCUGCGUUCGAGAAAAGAUGUCAAUUUAAAAGAGCAGAAGAGAAGAAACUAAUCUAUUGGUGUAUUCAGUCAU
Molecule: messenger RNA, 2617 nt
Organism: Dinoponera quadriceps
Lineage: Eukaryota; Metazoa; Arthropoda; Insecta; Hymenoptera; Formicidae
Product: pre-mRNA-splicing factor Slu7-like
Exons: 3
Coding region: 245-1993 (582 amino acids)
Biological process (GO): mRNA splicing, via spliceosome
Cellular component (GO): spliceosomal complex
Molecular function (GO): pre-mRNA 3'-splice site binding
Source: RefSeq, a predicted model, not a curated record